AUGGCUUCUCGGUAUGACAGGGCAAUCACCGUCUUCUCUCCGGAUGGACACCUUUUCCAAGUGGAGUAUGCUCAGGAAGCUGUGAAGAAAGGCUCCACCGCGGUUGGAAUUCGAGGAACUAAUAUAGUUGUGCUUGGGGUAGAAAAAAAAUCAGUGGCUAAACUUCAAGAUGAAAGAACUGUGAGAAAAAUAUGUGCCCUCGAUGACCAUGUCUGCAUGGCUUUUGCAGGUCUGACGGCUGAUGCUCGGGUGGUUAUAAACAGAGCGCGGGUGGAGUGCCAGAGCCAUAAGCUUACUGUGGAGGACCCGGUCACCGUGGAGUACAUAACGCGCUUCAUAGCGACGUUGAAGCAGAAAUAUACACAGAGCAAUGGACGAAGACCUUUUGGUAUUUCAGCCUUAAUUGUAGGAUUUGAUGAUGAUGGAAUCCCAAGAUUGUAUCAGACAGAUCCCUCCGGAACUUACCAUGCUUGGAAGGUUGUCCAGUCUGCUGGAAAGAACAUUGAACUGGCUAUAAUCAGAAGAGAUCAACCUUUGAAGAUGUUUAGUGCCAAAGAAAUUGAAUUGCAGGUGACUGAAAUAGAAAAAGAAAAGGAGGAAGCAGAGAAGAAAAAAUCAAAGAAGUCAACCUAGUUGUUGGGUUGAGCUCGGGAUUUGUUUGGAUUAGAAUUUCUUCCUGAGGUUUUAGAAGAAAUGUCAGUUGGAACCAUAUGUUUUCAUAUGUCUAUUUUCAAGAGUGUUAGGUUUGAAGUUGUCUUCAAACAUAGGUUAAUGUGAAGAUUUUCCUUAAAACUCCUCAAUUUCACACAAGCCUGAGACUAUACUGUGACACUAGACCAAUAUGUUGCUUUUCUUCAUACAAGCAAAUUCUGAAAAGAAGAUGAUUUUAAAAGUUGGUAAUUUUUUGAAGUUUGUGUCUUC
Messenger RNA from Microtus ochrogaster (prairie vole), 921 nucleotides. It is a transcript of the gene Psma8, whose product is annotated as proteasome subunit alpha 8. Gene Ontology annotation, biological process: ubiquitin-dependent protein catabolic process. The record is from RefSeq and is a predicted model, not a curated record. Bases 1 to 633 code for a protein of 210 amino acids. The transcript is spliced from 6 exons. Gene Ontology annotation, cellular component: proteasome core complex; proteasome core complex, alpha-subunit complex. Lineage: Eukaryota; Metazoa; Chordata; Mammalia; Rodentia; Cricetidae.